Molecule: messenger RNA, 510 nt
Organism: Arachis stenosperma
Lineage: Eukaryota; Viridiplantae; Streptophyta; Magnoliopsida; Fabales; Fabaceae
Product: sucrose transport protein SUC9-like
Exons: 1
Coding region: 1-510 (169 amino acids)
Cellular component (GO): plasma membrane; vacuole
Molecular function (GO): sucrose:proton symporter activity
Source: RefSeq, a predicted model, not a curated record
AUGUUUGCGGGUACCGUUGGCGCCGCCAUAGCUUUUUUGACAAUUGGAUUCGCCAAGGACGUUGGGUAUGCCUUUGGAGACAACCUCUCCGAGUAUACUCAGCAUCGCGUCUUAAUCAUUUUUUGGAUCGGAUUAUGGAUGUUGGAGAUUUCGAUCAACAGGAACGAUGCCCGUUGCCGAGACUUCCUUGAUGAUCUUGCCAGCAGAGACCAACCAAAGAUCAAACUGGCAUACCAAUUCUUCUCAUUCUUCAUGGCAUUCGGAAACGAACUAGGAUACUUGGCUGCCUUAUUUAGUAGAUUCGAUGUUAUGUUGGCAUUCACCGUGACAAAAGCAUGUGAUAGGUUCUGCGCAAAUGUGAAAAGCAUAUCAAUUUUCUCAAUUCUUCUUCUACCAUUUUUGACGGCGGUGACUGUGUUCUGCAUCCAGAACAAGCAAGCAUUACCUGAGGAGGAGUCAAUAGAGAGGGAAGAGGAAAAUGACAGAUGCACACUAGUUAAAUGCUUCUGA